CCAGUUUGUACUGUUUUCCCCCACUGUAACACGCCGCCAUCUGUUCAUCACCAAUUUGAGCCUCUGGGUUGUUUUCUUUCUUUCUCUCUUUUUUAACCCCCUCUUCUUUUUCUCCUCCAUGCUUUUGAACGUUAAAAAAACCCAACUCGUAGUAUCUAGUCCAAUCUAGCAAAUGCACUGCCUUGCGUGUGCAUAAGCCAGCAUCCACUUGGGAACAGGUUCCAAGAAGAUUCUUUUAUUGUGCUGUCACAAAAUUUUGGGGACUGUACUUUUUUCUUUUUUUGUUCUCACAACAAUGGAUGACAGGAAUGCAGAAUGCAAUAUCAAGGUGCUGUGUCGUUUUCGUCCACUCAACCGGUCAGAAAUCCUGCGUGGAGAUAAGUUCAUCCCAGUGUUCCAAGGCGAAGACACUGUUCUCCUUGGGGGAAGGUGCUACGUGUUUGACCAGGUUUUCCCCACAAAUUCCACCCAGGAGCAGGUCUACAACACUUGUGCCAAGCAAAUUGUCAAAGAUGUACUGGGCGGGUACAAUGGGACCAUCUUUGCCUACGGCCAGACGGCCUCGGGAAAAACUCACACUAUGGAGGGCAACCUUCACGACCCCCAGGGGAUGGGCAUCAUCCCCCGGAUUGCGGAAGACAUUUUCGAACACAUAUUUGCCAUGGACGAGAACCUGGAAUUCCACAUCAAGGUGUCCUACUUUGAGAUCUACAUGGAUAAAAUUCGGGACCUGCUAGACGUGACCAAAACCAAUCUGUCAGUGCACGAAGACAAAUACAGAGUCCCGUAUGUGAAGGGUUGCACUGAACGCUUUGUCACCAGUCCAGAUGAAGUGAUGGAUGUGAUAGAUGAAGGAAAAGUCAACCGUCACGUCGCCGUCACAAAUAUGAAUGAGCACAGUUCGCGCAGUCACAGCAUCUUCCUGAUCAACAUCAAGCAGGAGAACGUGGAGACGGAGCAGAAGCUCAGCGGGAAGCUCUACCUGGUGGACCUGGCUGGGAGUGAGAAGGUCAGCAAGACGGGUGCUGAGGGAGCCGUGCUGGACGAAGCCAAGAACAUCAACAAGUCUUUGUCGGCCCUCGGCAACGUCAUCUCGGCUUUGGCUGAAGGAACAAAGUCCCACGUGCCGUACCGUGACAGCAAAAUGACGCGCAUCUUACAGGACUCACUGGGGGGCAACUGUCGCACCACCAUGUUUAUCUGCUGCUCCCCCUCCAGCUACAACGACGUUGAGACCAGGUCCACGCUCAUGUUUGGCCAAAGGGCAAAAACUAUCCGAAACACAGUGACGGUGAACCUUGAGCUCACCGCCGAGCAGUGGAAGAGGAAGUACGAGAAGGAGAAGGAGAAGAACAGGUCACUGAAGGAGACCGUGCACAGACUGGAGGCGGAGUUAAACUGCUGGCGGAAUGGUGAGGUUGAAAGAGCCUCAGAGGGCGAAGACGAGGACGAGAUAGUGACAGCGCCCGACUCCGAGGAGGCGGUGCUGGAUAUAUGCAGCCCGUGUUCCCUGACCUCCUCCAUCGUGGUACACAUUUCCGAGGAGGAGCGUCACAAGUAUGAGGAGGAGAUCCGGAAGCUCUACAAGCAGAUGGAUGACAAGGAUGCGGAGAUUGACUACCAAAGUCAGAUUGUGGAGAAGCUGAAGGAGGAGAUGCUAAAGCAAGAUGAGUUCCUGGCAUCCUUCAGGGCUGAUGGCGAGAAGGUGCAGUCAGAGCUGAGCCGGCUGCAUUCGGAGAAUGAGCGCUCCAAGACGGAGGUGAAAGAGGUUCUGCAGGCCCUGGAAGAGCUGGCGGUCAACUAUGACCAGAAGAGCCUGGAGGUGGAGGAGAAGAGCGGGCAGAAUAAACUGCUGGCAGAGGAGCUUGCCAAGAAAAUGACUCGCCUAGUGGCAUUGGAGGCGGAGCUUUCUCACAUCCAGGAGGUGAGCCGCCACCAGCGGAAGCGCAUCGCCGACGCCCUCAACGGGCUAAUGAGGGACUUGAGCGAGUUCGGCGCCAUCGUGGGCGCUCGAGACAUCAGGCUGUCCACAGAGAUCACCGGCAUCAUCGAGGAGGAGUUCACGCUCGCCCGCCUCUACAUCAGCAAGAUCAAGUCAGAGGUGAAGUCCAUGGUGAAGCGCUGCCGCCACUUGGGAAGCCUUCAGGCCGAGUGCCAGCGCAAGAUGGAGGAGACGGGCAGGGAAAUGUCCUCCUGCCAUCUCCUUGUCGCACAGCACGAGGCCAAGAUCCGCUUGCUGACCGAGUACGCUCAGGACGUGGAACGCAAGAGGAGGCAGCUGGAGGAAAACUACGACUCCCUAGCGGAGGAGCUAGCCCGAGUCCAAACUCAAGAAACCGCGUCACACUUGACCAGCGAGGAGAAUGGCUCCGCCCAGGGAUCCCAUGACAUCCGGAAGGUUCUGGAGCAGCAGCUGGAAACGCAUCGCACGGCACGCAACGAGCAGCUCGGCCACCUCCGUGACAAGAUCAAUGAGCAGCAGAGGAUCAUCAACGACUUAACCCACUGGAACCAGAAGCAGGAACUGGAGCUGGAGCAACUGCACGACGACUAUGAGCGUCUCCGCGGUCGAGAGCAUCAAAAGAGCAGACAGCUGGAGGAGCUGACUUUUCUCCACGAGAGACACGAGCAGUCCAAGCAGGACCUCAAAGGCCUGGAAGAGACAGUGGCCCGUGAGCUGCACACCCUCCACAACCUACGCAGGUUUUUUGUCCAAGACCUCACCACUCGCGUUAGAAAGAGUGCAGAGAUGGAGCGUGACAGCAGUGGCGGCUACAUCACCCAGAAGCAAAAGAUUUCCUUUUUAGAAAAUAACCUUGACCAGCUAACAAAGGUCCACAAGCAGCUAGUACAUGACAACGCCGACCUCCGUUGUGAGCUCCCAAAGCUGGAGAAGCGUCUUCGCUCCACCGCUGAGCGAGUCAAGGCGUUGGAGGGCGCCCUGAAGGAGGCCAAAGAGGGAGCCAUGAAGGACCGACAGCACUACCAGCAGGAGGUGGAGCGCAUCAAGGACGUCAUGAUGAGAGCCAGGCAUCCCUUCCGCCGACCUCACGCCGCACAUAUUGCCAAGCCAGUGCGUCCCGGUCACCACUCGCCCACGCACGCCAUCUUCACCCGCGGCCUCAGCGAGCACCCGGUUUCAAUGGGUUCCAAUGCUCCCCGCAGCAACCCGGCAGCUUCACAAGCUGCUGCCUUGGCACCAGAAAGUGAUAGCUCCGCCUCAGAAACCAGUCAGAAUCAACCCGCCGGAGGCUUGGACCACCAAAAUAAUGCCCCGGCCAUGCCUCCGCCUCGCCAAGCCAACACCGCCGAGAUGCUCGAUUCAGAAAACGGGAACACCACAGACAUCAACGACAACAGCAUGCGUAUGAACAACAACAGCGUAUCUACCGCCGACAUCUGUGACAAUCGGGACCUGAGCAAAUUGGACAAUUUGCACUCUGGAGGCCACCUAAUAGAAAAACUAGCAGGUAAGGAAUCUUUAGCUCUCCUGAGUAAUGUCUUUACCGUUUAUUUGGCUGUGACCAGUCGUCGUUGACAACUUUGCCCUCCAGAAGCCAUUUACACAUCUAUUCUCUUGAGUGCUUGAAUAGCACAGCAUGUUUGUGUUGUAGCCUACGUUGUUCUUCAUUCUGCACUGCACCAAUCGUUUGCAGUGUAUGUGUAUAAAACACAUUUAUUUUCACAAUAGAAUUGAUUGACUGUUAAUGUUAAUUCACACAUUUUAUGAAUUUGCUCCAAAGUUUGCUUCUGAAGUUUUUUUUGCUGCAUUUGACACUGUGUGGAAGCUGCACGUGGCCCCCCCAGAGGGCUCCGUGCACAUGCCAAAUACACCUCACCAUUUUCCCGCCAACCGCAAAUGACGGUUGACACGUUUCUCCUGGGGAAGUGAGCUCACUUGGUAGCGUCUCUUCAUUUCUGCCAUCUGCCUUUUGCUUUGCUCUUAUGUCACUCACCGGUGCUCUUUUUCUUUUUCCCCUUCUCUCUCUCUCUUUCUUGAUCUAAAUCUGUAUGCAGAUCCGUCGUCUUUGUAGCUUUGUCCUCACCUGCUGAAACAUGCCUCCAUCUUCCUCUUCCUAUUUUGUAAUAUCAAAGGAAUGCAUGUCACAUAAAAUGAAAUAUGCAGUGCUGGAGGUGACCGCUAGUUGGCACUGUUUGUCUUAUUUACCAAUUAUUGUGUUUAUUUUACUUUCUUUUUUUUUUAAUCAUGAUUAUAUUUCUUCAAAUAGCACCCCUUACUACAGUGAUUAAUGUUCCCAUAGAUUUGGAUGGGUGGUCGCCCCACAAUGUUGUGCGUGUUUAUGUUCACUCAACAUUUUAUUGUUACUUAAUCAGCCUCACUUAUUACUGUUUUGUGAUAUGGACUUUAAUGGCGAUUAGCAAGGCAGAAGACACAUGGUUGUUCCACAAUGUUGUGUUCUGGGGAGCGACACAACGUAGUUCGGCCCAGUCUUCCUCGCUGGUUGCCAUUUUUUGCAUAAUAACCAUUUUUAUCUUAUUUUGAACUUUUAAUUUCACUUUACACGGCCACUAUAUGAGGAAAUAUAGGACUGCAAAUACUGACGUGUUGACUUUUUUUUUCCACCGUCUGAUUUUCUACCAACUCUAUCAGGUGGUAUGUUAAUGUGUACUACUCUAUGUCCCCACCAAAUCCCUGCAGGUAAAUGUGCUAAAAAAUAAAAAUAUUGAGUGAAAAAAACUACAUAUUUUUACAUAUAUACAAAGAUAGAAAAUAUAUGAGAAUAUAGUAAUUUGAAAUUUCUUUGCUGGACCUUGUCAUUGUGGUUACUCAGAGGAUUGAAUUAUGCAUCUGUUGGGUCUAUUUUUAGCCUUGAAUGAAUGCAUGUUUUAGAGCGUACACCCUGCAGUGUGCAUAUGUGUGUGCCAGUGUGGUUGGAUUUGUGUUUAUAUUACCUUGUCAGAAGGUUCAAAGAAUAUAUACAUACAUAUAUCAAAUAUUCCCAAAUGCGAAUUCUGAAAUGCUGCCAGGUUCACAAUGCUCACCUCAAUCAAAAGUGUCAAUCAUAAUAUUCUCAAAUGACCUUUUCCACAA
This is a messenger RNA of Syngnathus typhle (broad-nosed pipefish), 5053 nucleotides long. It is a transcript of the gene kif5ab, whose product is annotated as kinesin family member 5A, b. Gene Ontology annotation, biological process: microtubule-based movement; mitotic spindle organization. The coding region runs from base 296 to 3538 and encodes 1080 amino acids. Gene Ontology annotation, molecular function: ATP binding; microtubule binding; microtubule motor activity. NCBI's taxonomy places the organism in Eukaryota, Metazoa, Chordata, Actinopteri, Syngnathiformes, Syngnathidae. The record is from RefSeq and is a predicted model, not a curated record. The transcript is spliced from 28 exons.